Molecule: messenger RNA, 5270 nt
Organism: Pleuronectes platessa (European plaice)
Lineage: Eukaryota; Metazoa; Chordata; Actinopteri; Pleuronectiformes; Pleuronectidae
Gene: ctcf
Product: CCCTC-binding factor (zinc finger protein)
Exons: 17
Coding region: 155-2725 (856 amino acids)
Source: RefSeq, a predicted model, not a curated record
GCAGAGGCUACUCUGCUAAAGCGGGAGAGGGAUUAAAACAAACUGCGAGAAGCCUGCACUUCUCAGCAGCCUGUCAAACUUUGUAGCAGACACCCUGAGCGGUGGGCCUUGUUAAAGGGGAAGAGAAACACACUAAACACAGAACCAGCCCAGCAUGGAUGCAGGGCCAUCAGAGGGUGUAGGGGAGGUGGAGGUCCACAGCCAGGAUGCCAUGGUUGCUGACCUCCUCCAGCAAGCUGCAGAGGCCGGGGGCGUGUUAGACGGACAAGCUGGAGUCAUCCUUGAACAAGGUCAUGGGGAAGAGUUGGUAGCAGCCGCCCAGCGACAGCUAAUGGAGGCCGGGGUUGGUGUAGAAGAUGGACCAGGUGUUGAAAUGAUGGUUAUGGACUCACUGGACCCCACUUUGCUGCAGAUGAAGACUGAGGUGAUAGAUGCUACAGUGGGGGGGUCAUCAGCUGGUUCUGCUCACCAAGCAACUGUCACAACAGUGGACCAGACUCAAAUCAUCACGCUACAGGUGGUCAACAUGGAGGAGCAGGCAGCUUUAGGCCUGGGAGAGCUGCAGCUGGUCCAGAUGCCAGUUUCUGCCACCACUGUGGAGGCCCUGCAGCAAGGCACCUUUGUUGACACCACUGCGAUGCCAAAGGAUGGAGACCCAGUCAUUUGCCACACCCUGCCACUUCCGGAGGGCUUCCAGGUAGUUAAGGUUGGUGCUAAUGGGGAGGUGGAGACCGUGGAGCAAGAAGAGGAGGGAGGACAAGGCCACCAUGAAGAGGAAGAUGAGGAGGUGGGCAACCAGCUGUUGGAAGAAGGGGAAGAUGGGCCCAUUAAGACUCCAAAUGAUGACCCCAACUGGGCUAAAGAUCCAGACUAUCAGCCUCCAUCUGGAAUUUUGAAAAAGACCAAAAAGGGAAAAAAGAGUCGCCUGCGUUACGCUGAAGGAGAUAAGGAUAUGGACGUCAGUGUCUAUGACUUUGAAGAAGAGCAGCAGGAGGGCCUUCUGUCUGAGGUCAAUGCUGAGAAAGUGGUGGGCAACAUGAAACCACCCAAACCUACAAAGAUCAAGAAGAAAGGAGUGAAGAAGACAUUUCAGUGUGAACUCUGCAGCUACACCUGCCCUCGGCGCUCCAACCUGGACAGACACAUGAAGAGCCACACAGAUGAGAGACCACAUAAAUGUCAUUUGUGUGGAAGAGCCUUUAGGACUGUCACCUUGCUAAGAAACCAUCUCAACACACACACCGGAACUCGUCCACACAAGUGCACAGACUGUGAUAUGGCUUUUGUGACUAGCGGAGAGCUGGUUCGUCAUCGUCGCUACAAACACACACACGAGAAACCCUUCAAAUGCUCCAUGUGCGACUAUGCCAGUGUGGAGGUGAGUAAACUAAAGCGUCACAUUCGAUCCCACACUGGUGAGCGUCCAUUCCAGUGCAGUCUCUGCAGCUACGCCAGUAGAGACACGUACAAGCUGAAGAGACACAUGAGGACACACUCGGGAGAGAAACCUUAUGAGUGCUACAUCUGCCAUGCCCGUUUUACCCAGAGUGGAACCAUGAAAAUGCACAUUCUGCAGAAACACACAGAAAACGUGGCAAAAUUCCACUGUCCACACUGUGACACGGUUAUCGCACGGAAGAGUGACUUGGGUGUCCAUCUUCGAAAGCAGCACUCGUUUAUUGAGACUGGAAAGAAGUGUCGUUACUGUGAUGCAGUCUUUCACGAGCGCUACGCUCUGAUCCAGCACCAGAAGUCCCAUAAGAACGAGAAAAGGUUCAAAUGCGACAUGUGUGACUACUGCUGCCGCCAGGAGCGACACAUGGUGAUGCAUCGUCGUACCCACACUGGAGAGAAACCAUAUGCCUGCAGCCAGUGUGAAAAAACCUUCAGACAGAAGCAGCUGCUGGACAUGCACUUCAAACGCUACCACGACCCUAACUUUAUCCCCACCGCCUUUGUAUGCCCCAAGUGUAGCAAGACCUUCACUCGCAGGAACACCAUGGCACGCCACUCUGACAACUGCAGUGGUGAGGUUGAGGACGCUGAGAACGGUACUCCUACCCCAAAGAGAGGGAGAAGAGGAAGAAAGAGAAAGAUGAGGAGCAGGAGAGAUGACGAUGAUGACAGUGAAGAGGAUCCCGUUGAACCCGAUGAGGAGGAAGAGGGUGAGGGAGAGGAAGAAUUACCACUGCUACAGGAAGAUGAGGACCCAGAAAGCAUGGAAUUGGACCAGGCCCCCGCUGCCAUUCCCAUCCCAGCCCCCGACGAGCCACCAGUCAAGAGGAAACGAGGCCGACCCCCUAAGAAUGCCCCUAAGCCUCCGACACCUAUCAAGUCAGUCAGAGUGGCUGCCAAGACAAAGGCUGCUGCUGCCAUCAUUCAGGUGGAGGAUGAGAGCACUGGAGCGGUGGAGAACCUCAUAGUGAAGAAGGAAGAGGGUGACACGCCUUCAGCGACACCGCUGGAGCAGGGAGUGGCCCUGGCAGUGGAGGGGGUGGGGCUGGAGGGGGAAGGGGUGGAUACUGUUGAGCUGGCUGUGAAUGAAGAAACGGCAGCUGCUGCCGCCAAUGGCGAUCUUACGCCAGAGAUGAUCCUGAGCAUGAUGGACCGCAGCCAUGAUGGCGCCUUUGGAGUGGCUGCACAAACUGGUGACAGCAAAAAUAUCCAUGCACAAAGAAAGGAAGCUGCAUGUAAAUACUUCCAAAGUAACUUCACAUCCAUGUAGGUCAACCUGCUAGACACUGAAGUUUGUGGGUCUCUAACACACACACACACAGACACACAGACACACCCAAUACCAGAUCCUGUGUCAUCUCAUAUACAGGUAAAAUAUAAUGUCCAAGCUAAUUAUUGACUGCUGUCUGCUCUAAAUGCUUUUUUCAUAAGGUGAAUGUCUAUUGGAUGAAUCAUAUAUUUCGCUAGUUGUGUCUACACAAAGCCACAUCCUGUGUCAGUCCUUACCAACGCACUUUGCAGUUAAUGUUCAGCAGGAAACCACCUCCUCCGUGUAUGUUGCUCUGCCACCAUGUACAACUGUCAUUUGCUUUUCCCUCAUCACUUAAUUUUUCUGCACUCUUGCUUGGGUAUGUUUCAGAACAUUUUGCGAAUCACUGGCCUUUAUUGUUUUGUAUAUAAAUAUUGUAUGUCAUUUUUUCCUAUUGAAGAUCAGGAUAUUGAAAGAAGGAUCCUACCUUAUAAAUGAGAGAGACAGGUACAUUAAAAUUACCAGAGAGAUUCAUAACUGUGGUACAUCUUUUAGACUAAUUCUAACAUGCCCUCGGUCAGAUCAUGUACAGUACAUCCUUGAGAUAGCUGCUAAAUUAGUUAUUUUUGAACUUUUUUGCUAUUUUCUCGUACUUAUUACUGUUAGGGGCUAUUUAUAACUCACAGUUAAUAUUCUUCUUCCUCCCUGUUUGAAAAGAACAUAGACUAUUUUCAUAACAUUAUCUUGGAGCAAUUACAGAUAAUCUUGAUUGGUGAAAUAUGUAACUGUAAUUGUGGAUUUGAACAUUCCAAAAACAUCAAUUAACAUGAUAUCAUUUCAAUGCAUUUGAAUAGUCUCACUUGAAAUAAUCAGCAGUAACAAACUCAAGUUUGUAUACGGUAAUUAUCUGCCAUUUUAAAGCCAAUCCAUGUUUUGUUUGGACCAGACUACCUUGUGAGUCAGUGUGUCCCUCAAACACCACUCUUCCCCACCAUAAUCCAUAAUGUGGCAGAUGACUUUCAUGUAAAUACAUAUUUUUGAAACCUUCUUUUUGAUUUCUUGUAAAUCCUUUUAAAGUUUUUAAAUCGCUGAUUGGGAUAUUUGUUGGUGAAAAAGUACACUGAGCUUCUCUGUUAUGUGGUUAACAUGUCAGAACCAGACUGGGUUCUUCCUAACCAAUCAAAAUCAUCUUUGUAUUCUCUUGUUCAGAGCCAUUUUCUGCUUUGAUGUUGUUUUACAGUUUUGGUUUGUGGCCAUUGGGUUUAGGGUUAGGGUCACUGGGUUUUUCUACAGGUUGAUUAGUUAUCAGAGAAAACAUGUUAGAAGAAGGAUUCUGAGAAAACCAACCUCCAUGCAUCAUACUGACACUGUCACUUGUGUAGCAAUCCUUAAGCAGCAUCAGUUCUGUGACCGCAGGACAACAUGUGUUCUCAGUCAUGUUGCAGAAAUCUUUUUUGCUUUUUUUUUUUUUUUUCAGAGUUGAGAGAACAGAGAUUAUAAAACAUCCCUGUUUAAAGAGCUAGAAAACAGAAGAAACUUAAUGAACAGUCAUGUUAAAGCUGAGACACUGUACAGCUGAUGAAAAAUAAAACCAUACUCAUAGGCCUACAACUGCUGCAUGCUUCUGUCUUUCAUUUAGUUUAGUACAGGUGGGAGGGGCAGUCUGUCAAGGCCAUUCAAAAUGUAUGUCUUCUGUUUUCCAGGUCAGUGCAGAAAAAUGACAGAGGAAGAGCUUGGUGAAAUGAAAAGAAAAACACUCUUUGAAUAAGCACAUAUUCUUUGUUUCAUAAUUUUAAACUGCUGGACACCAGUUCUCUGCUACUUCAAUGAAAAGUCCUUUCUUUGUGUUUGUAUGUUUGAAAUUGGGAUCGUCAUGAUCGGGCAUGUAUUCUAACCCAAACAUUAUUUCCUAUAAGAACCCUUUUGGCCGAGAAAUUUAACAGUCAACCCAGCACUUUCUCUGGUCCUCAGCCACACACCUAGUCAACUUGAAAUGGGUUAAGAAAGUCGAAAGAAAACAUCUUCUCUGCUGGUAUGAAUUAGACAGUUACAAUGAACACAAAAUGUCACCACAGCAUAUGAAGGUGAAAACAGCCUUUUAUUGACAUGAUUCCGCUCAUGAAGCAAACAUUUGAGUCGAGGAACAACAAAAACACUUAGUUCUAUUAGAAGGAACUGGAAGCUCGGAGUAGGCAGAACAGCUGUAAUCCAAAGGGUAAAACCUUUCGUAAGCAAGACAAUAAAUUACAAUGUUUGAAUAAUGUCCAAAUGUUCCAGCCAAAAUAUCUAAUCAAUGAAAAAUAAAACACUUAUCAAAGAAGUUCAAUAUACAUAUGUGCAACCUGAAAUAUUGUAACUUUUAUUGUAGGUUUUCUUUUUUCAUUUCUGGGACGAAUGUCAUAUUUUUUCUCUGCUCUGACUUAGGGUGAGUGUCGAUACACCCUUUGACAAAAAUGUUAGUUAUGUGAAAUAUGAUGUGUUGUUAAAGGUCUAAUCACCCAAAGGUAAGAGUCGUAAUUGAAUUAAAAGCCAUUUCAACCAGCAACAUUAAAACGCCUUUAACUCA